Messenger RNA from Pistacia vera, 1203 nucleotides. Its product is annotated as protein XRI1-like. Gene Ontology annotation, biological process: male meiotic nuclear division; female meiotic nuclear division. The transcript has 9 exons. Bases 121 to 1050 code for a protein of 309 amino acids. NCBI's taxonomy places the organism in Eukaryota, Viridiplantae, Streptophyta, Magnoliopsida, Sapindales, Anacardiaceae. The record is from RefSeq and is a predicted model, not a curated record.
AAUAAUAACAUUUUUAUUUUUUUCUUUGGUCGUCAUAGUGCCGUUGGGCGUGGCUCAGUCAGUGAGUGCUUAUUAGUAGUGACAGAGAAGGAAUGAGAGUGACCAAAACCCUAGAAAUCUAUGAGAAUGUCAACAACUAGAGGUCCUGCCGGUGGAUCAAACGAGAUUCUUGAGCCUCGAAAUUGGCAAAGAGAGGAAUAUUGUCUCCAAAAAGGUUCGAAUUUUGCAGACAUGUCGGAUUGCCAAUGGAAUGAAGUGACUUUGAAUGAGGAAGAUCUUUCCUACAUGCUUGAUGAUGUAACUACCCCUGUUAAGGCAUGUGAGGAAUUGGCUUAUCAUGCUACUCAUAGUGAUAACAUAGACAAGGAACAAAUAGAACGAAGGGAGACAUCUUCACAAGUAAAGAGGCGAAGAAUGCUACAGUUUGAUACUGAAGUAGCAGAUUCAUCCUUAUUCAGCAAUGAGAUGCCAUCUGCAUUUCUAGCACCAAAUGAGAGGGAGAACCCAGUAGAUGAGGUUUUACCUGAAGCGUCACCUUGGAUUUCUGGGUUUUCAGAUGUGCCUGGCUCCAGUUUUGAGGGCAUUGAUCAGUCAUUUGAAGGAUGGCUUGCCCAAUGCCUAAAUGAUUCUGAGAUGAAUUUUAGCCCUGAUAAUAUGAACUUCUCUGGGGCAUCUGAUGGACAGAUUGAUAUUUCAGAUUUCAACAAUCCACCACCUGCAUGUGAUGCUAAUAUGGUUCAACAGCAUGCACCUAGAACGCCACAAAAUAUUGUUUUUAGAGGUAGAAAGUCUAUCAUAAGGACUCCAACUAAAUUAGCUUCUUCGGUUGCCUAUCCGUUUGCCUUCAUAAAACCAUGUGGUGUCCAAGGAGAUGUUACUCUGAAGGACAUAAACCAGCGGAUCCACACUCCAUCAAAAUCAAAGCAAAAUAUUGAAGAUCCUGCUGCCUACCCCACUUCGGCAUUUUCUGGGAAGCCUGUGGUUGGUAAAACUAAAAUUCGCACUGAAGGAGGAAAAGGCAGCAUCACAAUUAUGCGAACCAAAGGCUGAAUAGAUAAGUAUAAUUUCAGAUUUUUCCUUUUUGUGGCCCUUUCUUUUGGCCCCAUAAUAUUCUGGGUUGAGGGGUAUCUGUAUUAUUAUUCCAGGGCUGUCUAACUUAAAAAUUGAUAUUGAUAAUUUAUUUUUAGAGUUUUUAGAGUUUUU